GCCUGUCUAUCCGUGGCCAAACUCGGCGACGAUCCUCUCAUGCCGAGGGGACGGACACCAGGCGUUGCUGACUGUCCGGCGUGGGCUGAGGGAGCAAAGGGUUUACCUCUUCCGCAUUGAAAUCAAGCAGAAUCCGGCCACCACACCGAUCAGCAAUACCUGGUCAUUGACUUUCGGCGAUGAGUCCUCUGGCGCCAUGCCGGGAUUCCCCGUGUGGACCUUCCCUGGUGUGCGAAUUGAGCCUGUUCUUCUGGCCUGGACGAACAAGUCGAACCCAGUUUCCAUGCCGGUGGCGAUCUUCUUCGAAACGACGAAUUGGCUCUACUACUACAACCCGGUGACCACGCCCCUCACGGACCUGCCUCCGAUCUUGCGCAUCGUGAUGCCAGCACAGUACGAGUUUCUGGUCGCAGCAGACGAUCAGGACAUGCAGGGUGAGCGCUGUUUCUUGAGCAUGCAGCAAGAAGGAAGCUGUCGUCUUUGUGGAGUGCCCUUCCAGCCGUCGGAGGCAUGGUGCGUGCGAGAGUGGAAUCGCAAGAAUGCUGCGACCAUCUACUUCGCCCAGUCGAAGAUCAUUGAACCUGGGAAUCAGUACAGUGUCUGGGUAAUUGUGACGAACCCACAUUCACCGGAUGCGCUGGAUGGACCGCGCAGCACAUGGGUGAUGGAGACCUUCUUCGGCAGGCCGGUUCCGCCAGCUACGAUUCCAGAGGGCUAUUUCUUGGACUAUGUGGUGGCGCCAGGCUAUCGCGUGUCCGGACUCAGUGAGCUCACGGUGGAAACGCCCGAGGCACGAGAUGGUGGAAGCUUCGUCGACUGGGUUACCUUCACCAU
This is a messenger RNA of Symbiodinium sp. CCMP2456, 834 nucleotides long. The record is from the annotation of a GenBank genome assembly. Lineage: Eukaryota; Dinophyceae; Suessiales; Symbiodiniaceae.